ACACUAGAUUAACAUCAUCAUCUUCAUCUCAUCUCCAGGAACAGAGAGAGUCGAGAGCAAAGAAUUUUACAUUCAUUUUAGCUCUCGUCUCUCCCUCUCCACUGCACAUAUCUAAAUAACUUUGAAAAUCUUAGGAUAACAAAUUUCCUUUUUUCCUUUCUUUGUCUGUCAGAGAUAUAUCAAGCAAAUUUCUGCAUUUUUUAACAUCUUUGGAAUUCUCAUAGAAACAACAAUGGCGAAUCAAGAAUCAGAUUUUUUCAAGUCUAAGAUUACAUUAUAUGUAUUGGCAUGUUGGAUUCUUGCAGCCUUUGGUGGCCUAAUGUUCGGUUAUGACAUCGGCAUUUCAGGUGGAGUUAGUGGAAUGGAUGAUUUCUUGAUCAAAUUUUUUCCCAAAGUUCAUGAAAGAAAGAUUCAUGCAUCAGAAAACAACUACUGUAAAUAUGAUGAUCAAAUGCUCCAACUCUUCACAUCAUCCUUGUACCUAGCUGCCCUUGUAGCCAGUUUUUUUGCAUCAAAGGCAUGCACUAUAUUAGGACGUAGGCCCACAAUUCUUAUGGCAUCAACAUUUUUCAUUGCUGGUGCUUCUUUGAGUGCUGCUGCUCAGAUGAAAUGGAUGCUUAUUAUAGGGAGAAUUCUUUUUGGCAUUGGGGUAGGAUUUGGAAAUGAGGCAGUUCCCUUGUUUUUGACAGAAAUUGCACCUGUACAGCACAGGGGUGCUGUCAACAUUCUCUUCCAACUCUUUGUUACUAUAGGAAUUUUUAUUGCUAACCUUGUAAAUUAUGGCACAUCAAUGGUGCAUCCCUAUGGCUGGAGACUCUCUCUUGGCCUGGCAGCUGUUCCAGCAGUCGUAUUACUCUUUGGUUCUUUGAUCAUCACAGAAACUCCCCCGAGUCUCGUGGAACGAGGCAAAGAAGCCGAAGGCAAGGCAGCACUUAUAAAGAUUAGGGGUGUCAAUGAUGUUGAUACUGAAUUUCAACAAAUAGUGGCUGCCUGUGAACAAGCGCGCCAAGUUAAGCAACCGAUCAAGAAACUCAUGAAGCGUUCCAGCAGGCCGCCUCUAAUUAUUGCCAUUUUCCUCCAAAUCUUCCAGCAAUUCACUGGCAUUAACGCGAUCAUGUUCUACGCACCGGUUCUAUUCCAAACUUUGGGAUUCAAGGCGGAUGCCUCUUUAUUGUCCUCAGUUAUCACCGGCCUUGUGAACGUUGGUAGCACUUUUGUGUCAAUAUACGCCGUUGAUAAAGUUGGAAGGAGGUUGUUGCUUCUCCAAGCUUGUGUCCAAAUGUUUAUUUCCCAGCUUGCUAUCGGAUUUAUCCUACAUUUCCACUUGAAAGAAACAGGUUCACUUGACAGGACUCUAGCAGCAGUUGUUGUGGUACUGGUGUGCACAUUUGUAAUGUCGUUCGCAUGGUCUUGGGGUCCCCUUGGUUGGUUAAUUCCAAGUGAAACGUUCCCUCUUGAAACAAGAACUGCAGGAUUUGCCUUUGCAGUUAGUUCAAAUAUGGUUUUCACUUUCCUAAUUGCACAGGCUUUCCUGUCAAUGCUUUGCCAUUUACAAUCCUAUAUAUUCUUCUUCUUCUCUGCGUGGAUUUUUGUAAUGGGGCUUUUCGUCGUCUUCCUUCUGCCGGAGACGAAAGGCGUCCCAAUCGAUUUGAUGACAGAGAGGGUAUGGAAACAACAUCCAGUGUGGAAGAAUUUCUUCGAGGGUGAAGCGAAUAGGAGUUAUGAGCCAUGACAACAAAGUAUGUUUGAGAUGAAGUUGUUACAGUUCUGAACUAAUUAUUUUCCAACAUUAGUUUAAAAAUAAAAAAUAAAAAAAUAAAAAUUUCUUUUCCUA
Olea europaea var. sylvestris is the source of this 1834-nucleotide messenger RNA. RefSeq names its product sugar transport protein 8-like. The record is from RefSeq and is a predicted model, not a curated record. Lineage: Eukaryota; Viridiplantae; Streptophyta; Magnoliopsida; Lamiales; Oleaceae. Gene Ontology annotation, molecular function: monosaccharide transmembrane transporter activity. Gene Ontology annotation, cellular component: membrane. The transcript has 4 exons. Gene Ontology annotation, biological process: monosaccharide transmembrane transport. Bases 233 to 1732 code for a protein of 499 amino acids.